Molecule: messenger RNA, 1177 nt
Organism: Tilletiopsis washingtonensis
Lineage: Eukaryota; Fungi; Basidiomycota; Exobasidiomycetes; Entylomatales
Exons: 5
Coding region: 140-1177 (345 amino acids)
Biological process (GO): nucleophagy; autophagy of mitochondrion; autophagosome assembly
Cellular component (GO): cytoplasmic ubiquitin ligase complex; cytosol
Molecular function (GO): Atg8-family ligase activity
Source: RefSeq, a predicted model, not a curated record
CACGUCCACGCGGAAUGUUCCAGCGCCCGGCGCACGGCCGGCCAGCCCACGCAAGCUCCCGCUCCCUGUCCGGGCUGCGUCUCUCACCUCUCACCGCCCGCACCCGUCUUGCCGCCGCUCUGCUCUCUCUCGCGGCACGAUGAACACGCUUCAGACACACUUCUGGGCCGUGCGCGACUAUCUGGCGCCCGUGCUGCGCGAGAGCAAGUUCAAGGAGCACGGCCGCAUCACGCCCGACGAGUUCGUCGCAGCAGGCGACUUCCUCGCCUACAAGUUCCCGACGUGGACGUGGUGCGCCGCCACGUCGCCGCUGCACUCCGCCGCCUCUUCGGCCGCCUCCUCCUCCGCGACACCAGAUGCUCGCUACACGCGCGACUUCCUGCCGCCGACAAAGCAGUACCUCAUCUCGCGCGGCGUGCCGUGCGUGCGCCGUGCCGCCGCCGUCGCCGAGGGAGCAGCAGAGAAGGAGGAGAUGCUCGACAUUCCCGACGACGCACUCACGGCCGAAGACGAGGCCCUGGCGACGCGCAUCGCGGACCUGCAACUACCGUCCGGCAGCAGUGGGUCAGGCCAUGCGCCACAAGCCAGCGCGCUGCCCGAGAUGGACGACAUUCCGGACAUGGACGACGAGGACGAUGAGCUUGGCGGCCUGAGCGGCGGCGUCGACGAGGCCGAGGACGCCGCCACGGCGUCUGCGCCGGCCGCCGCCGGCCGCGGCAGCAAGCUGCUGGCCGUGCGCACGUACGACUGCCUGAUCACGUACGACAAGUACUACCAGGUGCCGCGCAUGUGGCUCGUCGGCUACUCGGAGAGCGGCAGCCUGCUCUCGGCGCAGCAGAUCUUCGAGGACAUCUCGCCGGACUACGCGCAGAAGACGGUCACCGUCGAGCCGUUUCCGCACGCGCCGCUGCACACGGCCAGCGUGCAUCCGUGCAAGCACGCGAGCGUGAUGCGCAAGGUCAUCGAGCGCAUGGACGGCAAGGUGCAGGAGAUGGGCCGCAGCGAGCGCAAAAAGUGGAAGCUGUCGGGCGUGCGGAGAAAGGAGGAGGUGUCGGAGAAGAAGGACGACGAAGAGGUGCCGGAGGGCCUGCGCGUCGACCAGUACCUGCUUGUUUUCCUCAAGUUCAUGGCGUCCAUAGUGCCUGCCAUCGAGAUCGACGCCACACAGGCUGUGUGA